Molecule: messenger RNA, 4825 nt
Organism: Zophobas morio
Lineage: Eukaryota; Metazoa; Arthropoda; Insecta; Coleoptera; Tenebrionidae
Gene: IRSp53
Product: GATA zinc finger domain-containing protein 14
Exons: 14
Coding region: 501-3764 (1087 amino acids)
Biological process (GO): positive regulation of actin filament polymerization; plasma membrane organization; actin crosslink formation
Cellular component (GO): nucleoplasm; cytosol
Molecular function (GO): protein binding
Source: RefSeq, a predicted model, not a curated record
UUGAGAGUUAUUGGAUGCGCGGGUUUUGUAUUUUUCACACUUUGCGAACUUCGAGCGGAUAACUUUGCGGAUUUUUUUCGCAUGGAUGAAUGGCCCGUUUCCGGCAAGGACGCAUUGGUAAACAUAUAAACAAAGUCCGCGCUUGGGAGUUGUCGAGGAGUUUGGAAAGAGUUGGACGGCGAUCAUUUUUGUUAUUGCCGAAAUCGAUUAGUUCGCUGGCACUACGUGAAAUGGCAUAGAAAAGCGGCGGCGAUUUGUACCGGAUCGAGCCCGGACCUCAAUCUUCGUUAGAGAGACAGUUUGAGCCCGGAAUUUCCACAAUUUUCUCCAUGCAAUUAAACACACUGUGUGUAUAUCGAAUAGACCUUCCAACAAAUCGCCGUAAACAGCAGUGAUUUCAAAUUUGGACGACUUCGGGAGAAUCGCGUGUUUUCAGAGUGACAUGAACCCUGUACGCAACUGAAUUCGCUCUUUAAACGUUGUCGUAAAACUGCUUCGACAUGGAGACUGAAGAACUCAUCAAACUCGUUGAUGGAAUUUACAAGAAUAUCCUGGAUAAGUUUAAUCCAGGAGCGCGGCAAAUGAUCAACGCUGGAAAAGCUUACCUCAAAGCUCUGCACGGUGCUGCCGCAGCAUCACGGCUCUACGUGGAUGCAAUCAGUAAACUUGCUCGCCAAGCUCAGCAGGGAACAUGGGGAGGCUCUUCGGAUAUCGGUGCCGCUUUGAUGAAAAUCGUCGAAGUCUACAAAGAGAUCCAGGACCAGCAAAUGAACAUUCUUAAAGCAUUUUACGUCGACUUGCUCGUCCCGCUCGAGACCAAUUUGGAAAAGGAUACCAAAGUUGUGCAGUCCGAACAGAAGCGAUUUCUGCAGCAGCACAAGCAGAGGUCGGAAACUUACAGCAAGGCCGCAGCCAUGAUGAAAAAGCAGCGGAAGAAGUCCAGAACUUCGCAAAAAACGGGACUGGCUAUGGAUAAAGAGCUAAAGAACAUGCAAGUGUUGGAAGAGGAGAAAACCAAGCUCGACGCCUUCUGCGAACAAAGUCUUAAGAACGCAAUGACCCAAGAACGUAGAAGAUACGGAUUCGUUCUUGAAAGGCAAUGCUCUCUCGCUAAACAUUAUUUAUCUUAUCAUAAUCAAGGACUGGCUGCAUACCAACAAAAUCUGGAGAAAUGGUCGGAAGUUGCCAAAACAAGGGAAUAUCUGCCGGAAUCCGUCGAGAAUAUUUUCACAAACAGACUAAGGCAAAUAUCAGUCUGGCAAGACGAGGACGUCUACUCGAAUCCGAGGAGCCCGAAUUUCGAAGAUGACAGAAUUAGUAUUAGCUCCCAAUUAAGGAAGACCAAGAGCAUGGACGCCUCGUGCUUGGAUAUACGGUCCAUCGGGGACGUGGGGUCGCCGGUGACGACGUUAUCGAGGGCCAAAUCGGAGUAUAAUUUAAAUUCUUCGACGCAUUCGCUCGCUCAAGACGGCCACACUCCGAGUCGGAGGCCCAAAUCGAUGGCUGUCCCUCCGCCACCUCAGUGGGAUACUCAGCUAGCUAGGGCACUUUAUGCCUACUUAUCAAGUGGAGAUAAUCAACUCAGUUUUCUUGAAGGAGAUCUCAUUGCGCUGAUAGGAGAGCGGAAUAAGGGCUGGCAAUUUGGAGAGAACUUGAGGACACAAUGCAGUGGAUGGUUCCCAUUAGCUUACACGGAACUUCUGGAUGAUCCUGCUUCAUCGCCGGCACACCGUAGCGAUGCAGGUGGCUCUGUUCAUCAACCCCAGCAAACCCCCACGAACGGCAACAACGUGAUGUCACCGGGGGGAUCAGCAACUCCUUCCGGUAACAACUCGACGCUAGAAGCUCCAACCCCUCGUAUGUUCGGAGACACCCUGCAUUUGCAUAGAUCCUCCAAUAACGCUAAACAGAUUCGGCGAGCGAUCGGUUCUAACAAUAUCCCACCCCCAGCACUGCCGGCCCCCGUGCCCACCCCCUCCCUUCCGUACCAGAAGAGCGGCAUACCCCAGUCACAAAGCGCCACUUUCAAGUCGAACAUAGAAAACUCCACCUUCCAGUCGCCCUACCAGACAGGCAUCAAGUCGUCGACGUCGACAUUCAACUUCUCGACUCCGUCGACGGGCGCCUACUCCACCCACCCUCAGCCCGCCCGCGGUGACAGGCCCACCGCGGGGGCGCCGCUGCCCCUUCAUCUGCAGGGCAAGGGCGGCAAGAUCGGCGGUCCGGUCGGAAACGUGUCGUUGCAUAGUAGUAACGAUUCCGGGUUCAGCAAUGACCCUCCGCCGCAACCGGAAAUUGAUUAUUCUGAUGACGAUUCCAUUCCUGGACAAACUAAAUUGCCGGCUCGAAGACCUCGUCGUCAACCAGUCAGUGACAACAAUAAUAACACGAUGAAAAAGAACAACAUUAGACAGUCUAGCAGUCACGGGAACCUUAUUGAUAACAGAUAUUACAUGUCGGAUGACCAGGACGCUUCCAGAGAAAGAAGGGGCAUUGUUAAAAGAACUAAAUCCUUCUGGAAAUUUGGCAAAAACAGUUCGGAUAACGAAAUUCUAGAAGGUAUGUCUUUGUGGCGACAUCGCGACCUCGUAGACGUGGAAGAUAAAAUGAAACGUCGAAAUAAAUUUAACAGUCAAGAACGAGUAAAGAGACCUAGUCGUGACAGAUCAAACGACUCCGAUCGAACGAUUAACGCAAAUCAAAAUCAAGAAGAAAACAGAAAGGAGAAGGAACAGAUUAGGAAGAACGUGGAGAACGUGCGAAAAAGCUUCAGAGAGAAAGCUCGGCGUGACGCUGACAUGGAGAACGGGGAUUACGGUUACCACAAGGUAAAUAAUAAGCAGAAUCUAGACGAUCAGUUCUACGACGAUGACGGUGACGGUUUGAUGAUGAAAACUGUCAACCGCAAGAAUAUUUUACAACAGUACAAUAACGACUCGUCAGGUCCCGAAUCCGACUCCGACUCUGAAAUAACAAGCGAUGAUCCUUACGACUGUAUUUUAGUCGACGAUCAGAACGUGAACAAGCAAGACAACCACUUCCCUAACGUUGCCGAAAUUGGCAAAAAAUUAGAAAAACUGUCCAAGUCGAGUAAGUUCUCACCCAAUAGUGGCAACAAUCAAAUUCGUAACAGCGUCGCCGAGAAGAACCUCCGCAACAGCGAAAAGAAAAUGCUCCUGGAAAAUUCAAACGACGACAUAAUUCAAUACGAGGAAAAACGACACAGUUUCAAAACGUUCGGGAUCGAGUCUCCGACCGAUACUGGAGAUAAAGAUAGGUCCGAUAACGACAGAUAUUACUCACAGAAUCAUAAUAAAAGGAAUAAUGAAACUAAUGCCCAGGAAAAACGCCGAUAUUAUGCCGAUUCCAACAAACGCAAUAACUCAAACGAGAAACGGGGCAGGCCAAGUUACGAAAGUAUCGAUUCGGACAUGGAUAACCGAAUUGUGUCGAACAGACGAUCAAAUUCUGAAUCUGAAAAACGCGAUAAAAUGAAAUAUUACGAUUCGACCAAUGACGAGCUGUCCGAUGCCGUGGAAAACAGGCAGUUUAUACCAAGGACCAAGCUGGCUAAAACCAACAGUAACAAUUCCGGCAGUAAACACGAGCAGGAUAUCGGGCUUAUGGAAUACGGAGAAACUCUGCAGAAGCGGUUAAAGAACCCGGAAUAUGGGGCAAAAUACGACGAAAAGUCGCCGCAUAACGGCAACAUGUACGGGCCGUGGUACGAUCUGUGGGGCCUCGACGCUUCCGCCAGGAAAUAACUUUUAUUGUCUAAUUCUUUGUUUAAUUUAUUUGCAUGUUCUCGUUCUAUGCACUUGGUCUCAUGGUUUGGGUCUUUUUCAGGUCUAACAACUUUGCUACCAUUAAGCUGCGCAAAACUAACCCUAGCACAGAUCGAGCUUCUUCACUUAUUUUAGAGUAAAUUCGUACUGUCUGUAUUUUCGUGUUGGCCAACGUAAGCUAGUCUUAAUUAUUACAUAUUCAUUAAUUUUAAAUGUUUGUAUCGAGUUUAUUUGUACAUAAUUUAUGAUUACCUACUUAUAUUAUUUUACGGUUAUUGAUGUUAUCACUCAUUAUGCUUGUGUGUACAUACAAUUCUUCUCUUUUCACUUUAACUUGUAUCUUUUAUUUUGUACAUAUCUACUUUUGGUGGUUGGGAUGGUGCAAUAAGGAUUGAAUUGAAUACAAACUUACUACUGUAUUUGCUUCAUAAUUUUUACCUAUUUAAAAUUAAUAAUUUGUCAAGGAAUAGGAAAUUACGGAAAAUGUGAAUACCGCCAGCUCAAUCGCUUUUAAGAUAAAAUCUUAGGAGUUAGUGAAAAUGAGAGACUGUGAUAAACUUAUUAACUUUUCGUAGUAUGUUAUGCUAACGCAAUUAUAUUAGUAAGUUUGAAAAUUAUGUAAAUAAUCAAAAUGUAAAUACUGCCACUGAUUUUUAUAGUUUGCAAUUUUUUACUAGCUAAGUAUUUUUGAAAAAGAUUAAAGUAAAUUAUGUACCUUUCGUUACGUUAAUUAAUAAUUGACCGUCCAUUUUGUUAUAUUUAGUCAUAACGAUAGACUAAUGCUAGUUAAUAUAGAUAUAUCACCGUAGAAAUAUUUACCUCGGAAUAUAUAAAGGCAGGGGUUCUAGAAUUAGGACUUGAUUAAAUGUAACAUAGUCCCAUCUAUUCGUAUAUUUGUUAGAAUAAAAAUAAUCAUAGCCGUUGUUGUCUGCUGUAUAACAUAACUGACACAAUUUUGUUUUUAUAGGAGCAGUAAUAUUAUUAUUAUUGUUAUACUUAAAUUGUAUAUCAUUUUAAUAUUAAUAAAAAUUUAUAUUGUU